AUGAAUCCUACAAGUCGCGCUUCAUGCCUUUAUUUUCUUUUAUUUCAUUUUAUUCUGAAUAAUUAUUCUCAUGCUGCACCUAACCUUGGACCCUUCAAAUCCGAUAUUUCCAUACCGGCUCUAUUUGUGUUUGGAGAUUCUUGGGUGGAUAGUGGAAACGGAAAAUAUCUGAACAAUUCAGAUCCAUCUUCUGCAUAUGGUGUGGAUUUUAAAGAAGGUCAACAGAGUAGGGCCUCUAAUGGAAAAACUAUGGCAGAUUUUAUUGCUCAAACUUUCGGAUUGCCAUUUCUUCCACCUUAUUUGAGUUUGAACAAAUCAGAAAGCAUUCAAUACGGGGCCAACUAUGCAUCUUCUGGCUGUGGCAUUCUUCCUGAAACAAACAAAUAUGUAUAUGCACGUUGCAUGGAUUUGGAUGAACAAAUCAAAUUGUUUGAGAGUUCCUUGAAGAAUUUAAGAACUUCUAGUGACUUGUCAAAAUCUCUUAUGUUCGUCAAUAUGGGACAAAACGACUUGGACCUCAACCAAGACUUGAGAAAAAAUGAUUCUCUAGAUGCGGGAAAAUAUGUGGCCGAAUCAUUAUCUAAACGAUUGCAGGAAUAA
Dovyalis caffra is the source of this 600-nucleotide messenger RNA. The record is from the annotation of a GenBank genome assembly. NCBI's taxonomy places the organism in Eukaryota, Viridiplantae, Streptophyta, Magnoliopsida, Malpighiales, Salicaceae.